Molecule: messenger RNA, 2646 nt
Organism: Epinephelus fuscoguttatus (brown-marbled grouper)
Lineage: Eukaryota; Metazoa; Chordata; Actinopteri; Perciformes; Serranidae
Gene: hsp90aa1.1
Product: heat shock protein 90, alpha (cytosolic), class A member 1, tandem duplicate 1
Exons: 11
Coding region: 161-2332 (723 amino acids)
Biological process (GO): protein folding; cellular response to heat; protein stabilization
Cellular component (GO): perinuclear region of cytoplasm; protein-containing complex; neuronal cell body
Molecular function (GO): disordered domain specific binding; ATP hydrolysis activity; ATP binding
Source: RefSeq, a predicted model, not a curated record
UGGGGUCUGCAUAGAGUCACUUGAACACACCAAGAGAAACUUGCUGCCCACGGGAGAAGCAGCGAAGCGCACACUUGGAGCUCUUCAACAAGAGAAGACAAGCUCAGUGAGACAUUUGACAACUAUCAAGAAGCGACUGUAGGAAAAGAUCCAAUCCAAGAUGCCUGCUGCUGGAAACGUCAUGGAGGAGGAAGUGGAGACUUUUGCCUUCCAGGCUGAGAUUGCUCAGCUUAUGUCUCUGAUCAUCAACACCUUCUACUCAAACAAAGAGAUCUUCCUCAGAGAGCUCAUCUCCAACUCAUCAGACGCCUUGGACAAAAUCAGAUAUGAGAGCUUGACAGACCCCACUAGACUUGAAUCCUGCAAGGAUCUGAAGAUUGAAAUCAGGCCCAACCUGCAUGAUCGCACCCUGACCCUGAUUGACACAGGUAUCGGCAUGACCAAGGCCGACCUGAUCAACAAUCUGGGCACAAUCGCCAAGUCUGGCACCAAGGCUUUCAUGGAGGCCCUGCAGGCUGGAGCCGACAUCUCUAUGAUCGGUCAGUUUGGUGUGGGUUUCUACUCUGCCUACCUGGUGGCUGAGAAGGUGACGGUCAUCACCAAGCACAACGAUGACGAGCAGUACAUUUGGGAGUCUGCAGCUGGAGGCUCCUUCACAGUUAAACCUGACCAUGGAGAGCCUAUUGGCCGAGGCACAAAAGUGGUCCUUCACCUCAAAGAAGAUCAGACAGAGUACUGUGAGGAGAAGCGCAUCAAGGAAGUUGUGAAGAAGCACUCACAGUUCAUCGGCUACCCUAUUACACUUUAUGUGGAGAAGACAAAGGAGAAGGAGGUAGACCUUGAAGAGGGAGAGAAGGAAGAGGAGGUUGAGAAAGAUGCCGCCGAGGACAAAGACAAACCUAAGAUUGAGGACGUGGGCUCUGACGAGGAUGAGGACACAAAGGACAGCAAGAACAAGAGGAAGAAGAAGGUCAAGGAAAAGUACAUGGAUGCCCAGGAGCUGAACAAGACCAAGCCAAUCUGGACCCGUAACCCUGACGACAUCACCAAUGAAGAGUAUGGAGAGUUCUACAAGAGUCUCACCAACGACUGGGAGGACCACCUCGCUGUCAAGCAUUUCUCAGUGGAGGGCCAGCUGGAAUUCCGCGCCUUGCUUUUCGUACCCAGAAGGGCUGCAUUCGACCUCUUUGAGAACAAAAAGAAGAAGAACAACAUCAAGCUGUACGUGCGCAGGGUCUUCAUCAUGGACAACUGUGAUGAGCUCAUCCCUGAAUACCUCAAUUUCAUCAAGGGUGUGGUGGACUCUGAGGACCUGCCCCUGAACAUCUCCAGAGAGAUGCUGCAGCAGAGCAAGAUCCUCAAAGUCAUCCGCAAGAACCUGGUCAAGAAGUGCCUGGAACUCUUCUGCGAACUCGCUGAGGACAAGGACAACUACAAAAAGUUCUACGAGCAGUUCUCCAAGAACAUGAAGCUUGGCAUCCAUGAAGACUCUCAAAACAGGAAGAAGCUGUCUGAGCUUCUGCGCUAUUACACCUCAGUCUCUGGAGAUGAGAUGGUUUCACUGAAAGACUAUGUGUCACGCAUGAAGGACAACCAGAAACACAUCUACUACAUCACAGGUGAGACCAAAGACCAGGUGGCUAACUCUGCCUUCGUGGAGCGUCUUCGCAAAGCCGGCCUUGAGGUCAUCUACAUGAUUGAGCCCAUCGAUGAGUACUGCGUCCAGCAGCUGAAGGAGUAUGAUGGCAAGAACCUGGUUUCAGUGACCAAGGAAGGCCUGGAGCUGCCUGAGGAUGAGGAAGACGUGAAGAAGCAGGAGGAGCUCAAGAAUAAAUUUGAAAGCCUUUGCAAGAUCAUGAAGGACAUCCUCGACAAGAAGAUUGAAAAGGUCACAGUCUCCAACCGCCUGGUCUCCUCCCCCUGCUGCAUCGUCACCAGCACCUACGGCUGGACAGCCAACAUGGAGAGGAUCAUGAAGUCUCAGGCCCUGAGAGAUAACUCCACCAUGGGCUACAUGACAGCGAAGAAGCACCUUGAGAUCAACCCUCUGCAUCCAAUCAUCGAGACCUUGAGGGUGAAGGCGGAAGCCGACAAGAACGAUAAGGCGGUGAAGGACCUGGUCAUCCUCCUGUUUGAGACCGCCCUGCUGUCUUCAGGAUUCACACUGGAGGACCCACAGACACACGCCAACCGCAUCUACAGAAUGAUCAAGCUUGGUCUUGGCAUUGAUGACGAUGAUUCUGCAGUUGAGGACCUCAUUCAGCCCGCUGAUGAGGACAUGCCAGUCUUGGAAGGAGAUGAUGACACAUCAAGAAUGGAGGAAGUUGACUAAAAACACUUGGGAGACUCUUUCCAGCUUUCUUAAUUUUUAUUUUUUUAAAUACAUUGCUUCUUCAAACAGACAUUUCACUCUAACACAGUUCUCAUCUCUUAAACAGUAUUAACGAGUCAUUACAAGUUAAUUCAUUGCAUUAAUGUAGGCCACAGUGUGGCUUGGUCGACACUGUAAUAGCUGCUUAUAUAAAACUACUGAUCAUUAAGAGUAAUAUAAAGUCGCUAGGACUUGGAUUUAUCUCUCUUUUGUAACUAUUACAUUUUUUAUGAAAUGCAUUCAAAUUUGUAAUAAAAGAUUAUUUAGAAAUAAGA